AUGAAGGUGAACGUGUACGUCGCGGUCGGCGGCGCUGCUGCGCGUCGCAUCUGCUGGUACAUGGGCACCUCGGACGCGCAGGUAGAGCACGCCAUGCGCAUGCUGCUGUACCUGUCUCCACAGACGGCGUUCCUGCUGCGAGACGCCGACGGGGACCUGGUCCCAGUGUCCUCCACCUUGCCCAACGGCCAGCAAUACACGGUGGUGCUGCAAGAAGACCUCGCGCUGGUGAGUGGUUCGACUAGCGCUAUAAAUAACUCGAUCACGUCACCUAUGACGUCAGCUUCGAGCCCCAAGCGACGGAGACUCGAGCUACCGACAGAAGCCUCAGCGGCGUCCCCGAUGGUAGGGGCUACUACGGUCAUUACAACCGCUGCACACCAGCCGUCGACUCCGCCGCGGUCGAUCGCCACAGUCAUUCAGCAGUUCGUCGACACGUUCACCAGCCCCAUCGCCAACGACGACAACGUCAACUUCAUCCCGAACACUGGGCGCUUCGCGCUCUACGCGCUCUACAGCAAGUUGGUGCAGGAUCGGAGGUUCCACCCCAAACGCGAAGACGUGUUCUACAAAAUGACGUCCAUGCACGGCAAGGUAGAUCGACAGCGCGUGAACCGCUACUACCAGUGCCGGGUGGAGAACGGAGUCGGGACGGAAGUCGUGCACUGCAAACCGCAGGGCAAAGGAGUGCUACUGCGGCGAUAUCGCGUGGUAAUUAGUGUUGAGGAGCUACAGGAGGCGGUGAAGUCGACACCGUUUGUGUCUUUGCUGAGGUUAGAUCCGAAGGAAGUGGCGGCGCUGUACAUGCGCUUCGUGGACAGCUUCAACCCCAUUGCCAAGAGUAUCUAUCGUGCGCAGAGCAGCAGCAAGCACGGCGAUAGUGAAGCAGCAGAUGCUGAACAAGUAGUGUUGAGAGUGUAA
Molecule: messenger RNA, 921 nt
Organism: Phytophthora sojae
Lineage: Eukaryota; Oomycota; Peronosporomycetes; Peronosporales; Peronosporaceae
Exons: 2
Coding region: 1-921 (306 amino acids)
Source: RefSeq, a predicted model, not a curated record